AAUUUAAAUUUACGUUUACUUGAUACUUCAUCUGUUAUUUAAAACAAAUACGAUAAUAAACGUAUGUUAUAAAAAUAUGUGAUUUUUCGAAUAUAAAGUUCUUUACUGUAUUCAUAUUAAUCUCACUAGUGAAUCAUUUAUGUUUUUUCUUAAUUUAAAUUAUAUUAAAAAUAAAGUGUUCAACAAAGAUAGAAUGACACUUAAAAAACAUUAAAACCACUUGUGUUUGCCGGAACAUUAUUCAAGCAAAAUGCAUUUUCCAAUUUAUGUUUUUACAACCAAAUAUAGUCUACCAAUUUAAACUAUUAAUUACAAUUAAUUAGCCAAACCGUUAAGAAGAUACAAUUACAAUCAUGGCUACGAAACAUAAACAUAUUUUCACUCGGUCCAAACCUCUGAUGAAUAUCUAUAGUGGAUUGGAUAAUCAAGGAAAAGAGGUUGAAGUACGAGAGGACGCUGAACAACUUGUUAAAUGGCAUGAGAUAUCCGAUGCUCUGGUUGCUGCCGGCUAUUAUAGAGCCCAAUUACAAGGGCUAUCAGCUUUUGAUAAAAUUGUUGGUGGUUUGACUUGGUGUAUUGAGUUAUGUGAUAUAGAUAUUGACAUCAAUCUUCUAUUUGAAGAGAACUUGACUAUUGGAAAAAAAAUAGCCCUCACCGAGAAGAUAGUCAAAGUAUUGCCAACAAUGAAAUGCCCUUUUAUUAUUGAACCUCAUCAAAUUCAGGGUUUAGAUUUUAUCAAUAUCUUCCCACUUGUACAAUGGCUUAUAAAGUACUCAAGUGAAUUUAGAGAGGCUAAAGAGGAAGAACUUCGCAUGUUUGCAGUAAUGCAAUAUGAAAAAGAUCAUAUAUUUGAAUCAGAUAGAAGACAUUAUAUUCAACAAGAAAAAAUAUUAAAAAAUCUCAUUAUGAUACAGAAUCUCUAUAAACCAUGUAGAGUGCGUAAAAGAAAAGGAGGUCUUCCAACAAAUGAUCUAGAGCAGGUAAAUGCAGUGCUAUCUGAGUAUGAUCAGCGUAUUUUAAUGCAUAUCUCUAAUAACAAAACUGAUUCACAGCCUGAUGAAGGACUUGAAGUACUGUAUGACUAUGAAAAAACACUUGCUGAUCCAUCUGAAAUUACAACAGAAACAGACAAAUACAUAGAACAUGAAAACAUAGAAAAAGAUGUUUCAGAUAUUAAAAUACAUUAUGCAGUUUUGCAAUCGGAGUUAACUGGAGAUCUUCCUCAGGAAUUAGAAGAAAAUGAAAAAAUUAAAUAUUCUAAUGAUAUUGAACAACUGUCAAAAGUUAUAGAUACUAUGGAAAAUGAAGUUGAAAAUGUAAGAAAGGAACAUGAAGAGAAAAUGGAUACAGCAAAAAAACAAUAUAGCACAGUGCUGAAUAAGUUACAAAGAAUCACUCGGAAGUUAAUAAAAACAGAUGAUUUUGCUGAUAAAAAGGCCAAGGAAUUUUACAAAUCCCUAAAAGAACUAGCAAGAGAAAGAAAUGACCUUAUGAAGGUCAUCCAUCACAGAGAACAGGAACAUAAGAAACUUCAAGAAGAAUUAAGUAUUGCCCAAGAACCUACAGCCAUAAUAGAAGAAGAGCCUCUAACUCCAGUAGAACUGAAGGAGUUCCAAGAAAGAGAAAAGAAGUUAAAAGACUUUAUUAGUAAGACGAAAGCGGAGUUGGGACAUUUGAACCGUCAAGUUUUAAGGUAUUCUGUGGCGAUUGACGAAGUACCUGGAACGGCUGAGUUAUUGCAGUACGAGAAACGUUUCGUAGAAUUGUAUAAUCAAGUUGCAUCAAAACAUAAAGAAACUAAACAGCAUUAUAUUUUUUACAACACCCUUUAUGAAGUGAAACUUUAUACAUCGAAGGAGUUGAGUCUACUUAAUUCAAUUUUGGAUAAUUAUGAAGAAGUAAUGUCAUCACCAAGAAAACGUGAGGAAUUUAUGACUCAAUUCGAAUCAAUAGUAGACUGGGUUAACCAAACCGUCCGUAAAGUCGAACACAAGUAUCAAACAGAGAAAGAACAAAAGGCAGCCCUUCACACGGAAUAUUCAAGGUUGAUGGACGUACAACGACAGUAUGCGGCCGCCUUAAAGAAAUUGGCUUCGGAGCGACAUCGAAUCGGUUCAGAGGAACAGUAAUGUGUUCAAUAACCUCAAUAUUAUUUAUAUUUAUAAGUGUUUGGUGCAUAAUGUAUGACAGUAAUAAAACCCCAAAUAUAUAUGCUUUUAAAUUUUAGAUGCAGACUGAAUACUUUAUUAGUAUACGUCAAUGUGACAUUGACAUAUGACAAUUUGUAACACUAUUGAAACGAUGUAUUUAUUUCAAUAUAUACCUACCAAUAACAGAUGCUUGAAAAAACAGGAUAUGAUUAAUACUUAUAUAAAAAUGCUUAUAUUCAUCCACUUACGUGUAGUUCUGUUCACGGAGUUUCAAGUUUUCUAUACAAAAAAGUAUUGUUACUAAUCUGUUAACUAUUCCAUUUUACGUUCGUUAGUUAAUGUCUGAAACUCAUUUACCCCUCAAAGGUACCUAAAGCUUAAGUCUCCUAAGGUGAGUUGCUAAUUUUCUAUUUGAUUUUUUGAUUAAGCAAAUCAAACUCAAAAUAACUUUAUUCAUAUAGGUUUACAAUACAUACAUUUUUUAUUCCUUAGCUCAGAGUAUAAAGGUCUUUAACUUACCGUUGAGAUCUUAUGAAAAUAUUAAAUAAUAAAUUAAUAAUACAAUAUUUCUUUGUAAACUUUAAUAUUCAUUAUUCAUGAAUGUAAAAAAUAUAUUUUUAUUCGGAAAAAUUGUCACAUUUUUUUUAAGUUAUAAAACUCGUCUUGUUGACGAGUUUCAAUUUAGUAAAG
Molecule: messenger RNA, 2840 nt
Organism: Pieris napi
Lineage: Eukaryota; Metazoa; Arthropoda; Insecta; Lepidoptera; Pieridae
Gene: fidipidine
Product: coiled-coil domain-containing protein 93
Exons: 10
Coding region: 354-2129 (591 amino acids)
Biological process (GO): Golgi to plasma membrane transport
Source: RefSeq, a predicted model, not a curated record